This is a messenger RNA of Anarrhichthys ocellatus (wolf-eel), 3255 nucleotides long. Its product is annotated as LIM domain and actin-binding protein 1-like. Bases 127 to 2184 code for a protein of 685 amino acids. The record is from RefSeq and is a predicted model, not a curated record. NCBI's taxonomy places the organism in Eukaryota, Metazoa, Chordata, Actinopteri, Perciformes, Anarhichadidae. The transcript has 10 exons.
ACUCCCAUGACACCUUUCCGUUCACUCCACCUCACCGGGCGGUGACAGCGAGUGUCAGGUGUCUCAAGGUUUCACAGAGAGAGUGACAACGGAAGUUCGCACAGGUAUUUUAGAUAGCAGCCAGAGAUGGAAAGUGGUCCAUUCAAUCGACGGGGCUGGGCGGCACAGUCCGUGCGUGUCACUGCGAAAGAGCUGUCCCUCAGCGGCCGAGGGAAAAACAACGCCAUCGCUGAACGCUUCUCCAAAUACCAGAGAGCUGCUGAGGUGGCCAGUACCGAGAAGAAAAAAGGAUCUGCUGAGAGUGCAUCACCCUCACUGCGGUUAGGCAACCUCAGUGCUCUGAAGAAGCGUUGGGAGCAGGCACAGAAGCCUUCUUCUGUCCCACCUCCUAGCCAGUCCAGCACUCACUGCAGGCCUCCUGCUCUGGACAGGCCUGCUUCUAUCACCGAGCCCUGUCCUCCGUUAAAGAGCCCCGGCCUGCCGACCGAUCAGGGAGGACAGCAACCAGCCAGUUGUGUCCUGAAGCCCGCAGCAGUUCCAGAAGCAUCCGAAGGUGAAGAGCAGAGAGGGAUGGACAGGGAUGAGCUGACCCACCAUGAAAGACCCGGAAAGCUUGAUGAGCAAGUUCCAACCAGCCCCCGUGCCUCUUAUGAAAAACCCAGAGUGCCACUGACCAAGAUGAAGUUCAAGAGGGGAGAGAAUACCAUGAGCAAGGGCGGCAGGACAACAAUACGCAGUACUUCAUCAGAGGACAUGGACCAACAUGGUGGUCUGUCUGUGCAUGACAGAGUACUGGAGUCCACAUCCAUGAAGGAGAAGAUGGCCAAAUACCAGGCUGCUGUAUCUAAACAAGGCACCUCUCGUGCUGGUCUGGCCCCAGAGGUGCCUGCUCCUAAAACAUCUGCACCAGUAAAUCAGAACCAGAAUCCUGCACCUGAGUGCAAUGGGGAGAGCAGCGAGCAACCUAAAGCAUCAAGGAAGUUCAGCCCACCGGUGAAGGAGACGUGCGUUGCUUGUCUAAAGACUGUGUACCCGCUGGAGAGACUGAUGGCUCUUCAGCAUGUCUACCACAAAGGUUGCUUCCGCUGUGUUCACUGCAACGCAACGCUCAGUCUUGGGAGUUUUGCCUCUCUGCAUGGCAACGUCUACUGCAAGCCCCAUUUCAGCCAGCUGUUUAAAGCUAAAGGCAACUACGAUGAGGGCUUUGGCCAUCGGCCUCACAAGGAGCUUUGGGAGCCUCGUGACGAUGGAGACCAAGGUGAGGAAGAGGUGAAGCCAAAGGAACAAGAGGAACCAGCAGUGGUGGCGCGUCCAGCUGAGAGUACCUCAGACAAACAGGAGACCCCAGCUGUUGAAGCAUCCCCACAGGUUACGGUGACAGACCUGACUGCCUUACUGGAGACACGUGUGCAGACACAUGCGAGGUCUGGUGAAAAGCUUGAGUCUACUGAGAAACGCAGGCUGAGAAUCGCCUGGCCUCCCCCAGCUGGUGAAGACCCCUCUGGGACAGCACUUAGUCCAGUCACGGAGGGAGUUUCUUCAGGCCGACCGUGGAGAGCCAAGUGGCCUCCAGGGGACGAGGCGCCAUCAUCCUUCCAGAGCUCAGACCGAGCUGAACUGAAGAGCCUGAGGAGGAGCUCUUCUCUAAAGGAGCGCAUUCGGCCUUUUACAAUCGCAGCUAAACCCAACCCCGCAAACAGUCUGGGACCCAGGGAACUUCGUCGCCCUCUCAAAUCCCUGCUGGAAUGGAGAGUGUCAUUCGAGGAAAAAAACGCAUCUGAAGAACCACCCAAGGAAAAUAAGCCGGAGCUUCAGCAAGGGAAACGGCAGGAGAAAAAAGAGAAGUCGAUGCCUCAAAUUCAGAGCCAAGACACAGCAAAGGAAAGCGAGGCCACCUCAGAGGAGGACAUGGAGACAGAGCAACAGGAAGAAAGAGACAAACAAGUACAGAAGAGAGGAAAGGCAGCAGCAGAGAAGAUUGCCGUAGAAGAAGGAUCUCUUAGAAGCAUCUCCCCGGAAAUCUCCCCGUCCUCUUCUCCACCUUUACAGCCAAAACAGAACCGCGCCUCCCAGGAUGUGGGCUUCUGGGAGGAGGACAAGGAAGGAAGUGAUGCAGAGGAGCUGAGUGCAGAGGAUAUAAUCAAGAGGAACCGCUACUAUGACGAGGAGGACUCUGACUCAUAGGAAAGACAGUCUUACUGUCAUGUCCAUCCACCAUAUAACACUUUCUCAGUUUAUAGGUAGAUCACAAAUGUAGCUUUGCCAGAUUUUAUAGUGUUAUACGAGAGGUUUAAAAAAUGUGUAAUAGGUGUGUGUAUGUGCAUUUAUAUUGCAAUAACUGCCUUUAAUUGUUAAAGUACAAAUAUUUGAUUUUUCUUUGUAUAUAUAACUAUACUGUACAUCUAAUUCAGCUUUUAUAUUACUCCUGAUUAUACUGGAAAGUUGGCAUCUGUUAAAUUAAACCAUCUCUUAAUAAAAUAAUUAUAUGCACCAUCAGUGGCGUAUUAUUCGCAGGUGGUGUGUCCAAAAAACAUUAAACUUUAUGCAGCACUUUAAGUGCUUAUUAAUGGCAGGCAGAUUUUAUGUCUAAAAUACCUAAAUAUCUUGUACCAAAAAGCACACACCAGUACUGUAUUUUUAAGAGGUGUUUGGAGGGUAAAUGUUUGGCCUUUUGGAGUUUUACAUAUUUCCUCAAUUUAAAUUGCAAAUUGAAGAAAAAACAGAACCUGAAUGACAAUGCUCUGGAUUUGGGUUUAUCAAACUGCAAUUAUUACUUCUAUUCACAGUUACUGGUAAUGUUUAAAUACUAUAGAGCAUACACCAUGCAGUCUCCUGCUUUCACUGUUAUUGAGCCAUUAACUUCACCCAGCACCCGGAUAUACAAACAGACGAGUCAGUAAACCUUAACACUAUCCUGCAGGGGACACUCUGGUCCUGGUCAAAAUCUGCUGCUGAACUAUUCUGAUCACCAUAACUAUGAUAAAAGGAGAAAAUAUGAUAAAUCAAGAUUUCUACUGAUAGUUAUUCUUUCAGGCUAAAAUCAAAAAUCAUCUCUUUGGGCCUUCUGGAUGUGCGUUUAACAUUUUCAAAUGUGAUCCACUUCGUAUGUAAAACACUUUGUAUUUUAAAAUGUGCCGUGGAAUAUAUGUUUGCCCUGCCGAAUAUAUUUUUUAAUAAUUUGUAUAAUGACACAUCGGGCAUUACAGUCUGAACUGUUGUUGAAACACAAUAAAAAUGUAUAAAUGAGGAAAUCCA